AUGUCUUUCGAGCUUGCUUCAUCCGCCGCAACGUAUUCGUCUUCCCAGAUGGGAGUUUCAAGCGGAACCAAUCUCAUAAACAAAAUUCUUUCUUUCUUGUUGAAGCUCCUACCUGAUCCUGGUCAUAUGCAUGGUUCUGACGAUCCUGUAUCACGUCUAUUUAGUGUGUUUGCGGAUAAGGAUCGCGAAGAAAUCACCAGGGCGUUUAUUGUAUUGAGCAUUAUUAUCUGUUUGAUGCUCAGAAUCACGACACUCGUUGGCUGCAGCUAUAAAGUGGUAUGCGCUAUGACGAUGAAAGUAUAUUCUUGGAUUUUUGGUUACUUUCCGUGGGCCACCAGACUCGUUGUCCUCGAACAGCGAGAGAAAGCCGUGUCAGGGAAGGAGGCAAUGAUAGUACAACAGACUCAAACUCUCCAGUUAGACGUCGAGAUCGCACUUUACAAGCGUCUUGCUGGAGUUCUUGAGCGUUCCGCGGCAACUGCUCGAGACAAAGCCAGCGACCUCGAGAUGGAGAAGGAAUUAUUUGUAGACGAGCUUAUAAGGGGUGUUCGUGAUACUUCAGGACAGCAUUCGGCUAUGCGUCGCACAGUCACUGCCAACGGGGAAUAG
This is a messenger RNA of Lentinula edodes (shiitake mushroom), 609 nucleotides long. RefSeq lists its product as uncharacterized. The transcript is spliced from 2 exons. Bases 1 to 609 code for a protein of 202 amino acids. The record is from RefSeq and is a predicted model, not a curated record. Lineage: Eukaryota; Fungi; Basidiomycota; Agaricomycetes; Agaricales; Omphalotaceae.